AUGGGCAUCAAUUCCCGCGAGGAAGCUGUUCAAUUCCUCAAGGAGAAGCGCGACUCGGACCAAGUCGAGGAUGUAGAGCCUGAAAAGAGAGGUCUCAUUAGCGGCCUGCUGAACACUCUUGCGAGCGACAUUACCGGCCUUACAGGCUCCGUCGCUUCGGCCGUCGACCCGAAGAACUAUCGUCCAGAGCCCGGUUAUACCUUCCAAGCGCCUGGACCCAACGACUCUCGCGGCCCUUGUCCAGGUCUCAACCUGCUCGCCAACUACGGGUACCUGCCCCGUAACGGGUACGUCAACUACGGUCAGGUACUGGACGCCACUGCACGCGGCUUCAACAUGGGUGCGGACCUUGCAACGGUCCUUGCCGUCUUCACUAUUCUUGCCGAUGGAGACAUUGCGACCGAGUCAUGGUACCUCGGUGCCGGUCCGGGCAACGUCGGUGGUCUUAACCGUCACGACACCGCGGAGUGCGACAUCUCGCCUAAUCGCGAAGAUUAUUAUCUUGCGUGUGGCGACAACCAUCACCUGUCCUCUCGCCUCUUCCAGCAGAAUGUUCAAGCUGCUGCGGCCAACCCGACCAAGCAAUUUGACUUGGUUACGAUGGGAACCCAAUAUGCCUCCAAUGCCGCGUUCUCGCUCAAGAACAAUCCGUACCUUUAUUACUUCCCCUUCCCGUCCAUCGUCAGCUUGGGUGCAUUCGCUUUCUACCCUCAGUUCUUCAGCAAUGGAACGUACGGCGCUGGAGGUGUCGCAAACUAUGAGUCUAUCUCUUCAAUCAUCGGAGCGAAGUUCAAUAAGACGUCAGGCCAGUUUAGCUUCGUCCCGGAGAAAUGGCCAUCGCAAGGGUGGUACCGUCGCGCUACUCCAUACGGUGCUGUCCAGGCGUUGAUUGACGGCUUCACCAUCAUCUACCCACGGUACCCCGUGCCCAUGGCUGUUCCGCAGCUCGCCAACCCAGCGAACCUCAAUGUCAACACUAUUCUUUGCGAUAUCUACGAUGGCAUCAACUCUAUUACGCCCCUCGCCCUUGGUGGCACGGAACAGGAGGUUGCUACCGCUGUCAGCUGGGCACUCUCCAAGCUGGAGGGUGUUGGUAUUUCCCCAUCCGUUCUCGGCUGUUCGAUCGGUAACAUUUCACCUAACUUCUACCCGAACAUGACGCAAGCGGGUGGUCCAAUGAACCUGCCGCCGGCUCAGCAGGCUAAUACAGGGAACAAUGUUUACAACAAGACUUACUUCUGCAAUGCACCGACCACACCACAAUGCUCGCACACUUGCUAG
Molecule: messenger RNA, 1281 nt
Organism: Baudoinia panamericana UAMH 10762
Lineage: Eukaryota; Fungi; Ascomycota; Dothideomycetes; Mycosphaerellales; Teratosphaeriaceae
Exons: 3
Coding region: 1-1281 (426 amino acids)
Molecular function (GO): peroxidase activity
Source: RefSeq, a predicted model, not a curated record